Molecule: messenger RNA, 1027 nt
Organism: Phyllopteryx taeniolatus (common seadragon)
Lineage: Eukaryota; Metazoa; Chordata; Actinopteri; Syngnathiformes; Syngnathidae
Gene: cfap77
Product: cilia and flagella associated protein 77
Exons: 8
Coding region: 273-899 (208 amino acids)
Source: RefSeq, a predicted model, not a curated record
AGCUACCUGCUGCUAAUGCGGCUAACUGCCCUGCAGGGCGCGCGCGCAUAUGCGCGCGGCAUGACUCGGCGGAACCGCGGCACCGCAUUGCAGUGACUCGCGCGCACACAAAAGCCGCGUGUGGGCGGUGGCUCGUAACUGGAAGGCGCAGUUCGAAUCAAGAAAAACAAAAGUCUUCACUUCCGUGUUUGGCGUCCGGUUGCCAUAGCGACCAAACGGCAGCCCAGCACGAGCACGUCGGCGACUCGGCGUCCAACAUCAAACCUCGCGACAUGACGUCACCGGCAGUGGGCGUGGCCAGAGAGUCCACGCUGGACAAGCCGAUCAAGAUACAUUCCGAGGGUCCACCUUUGACUUCCGGAGCCAGAAGCAGGUUGCGCGGAGACGGGGGUGUGGCUGCAGCGUUGUCCCGGUGGAGGGUCCAAUCCCGACAGGAAGUCCCGCCCCCCCGUCGCCCCCCCGUCCCCAACUUUGUGACCCUGAACCAGGAAGCGGUGAAGUCGGGUCACGUGACUGCCAAACAACUGAGGGAGUACAGAGAACAGAUGGGCGUGGUCCAGCACUGCCCCGCCCACAAAGCGCACAGAGGCGGAGCUUCACAACGUCCGCAAGUUCCGGACAUAACCUUUGGAGUUAAAAACAGGGCACCGUCUCCGCUCUUCGACAUUUUGUCCCACGAGUACGCUCGCCGCUGGAUGCAGGAAAACAUGAAAGGUCGCAGCGAGCACGAGCGACGCCACGCAGUGAAGUGUGUGUCCUUUGCACACACGCGCACCUCUUUGCUGCGCACCAACACGGUGCUUCCUCACAUAAACACGCACACGCGCGCACGCUACGCACAGGUGGGCCCCGCUCUGGACACCUUCAGGACACGUCGCACAAGUCAUCACGUCAAGUGAACAAGUCGGCGAGAAAAGCCGUCGACGAGUCAAGUCGAUUUAGUGAAAGUGGAAAAUGAUGUCGUGAUGUGAUGUGAUGUGUGAAGGAAAGUUUGUGAAAAGAAAGAAAGAAAAGUUUGUGAAAAGCC